AUGGAUAAGCGUUUAUCUAUCGUCUGGGAUAACCGUCUCUGGACCGCCCUCUCCAUCGUCAUCGCGGCGAUCGGCCUGGUGGUGCUGCUUAUUUUCGCGAUCAACGCGUUUUGGUGCCACCGCCGUUUGCUUCGGACGGCAAACCAGCAGGCGAACCAGAACAAUAACGUGAAUGCGAACGUGCGUGGGCGCAAUGUUCGCGGAAGGUCUGGUCAGACUCGUCCUGCUUCUGGUACUGCUACUACUGCUACUGCUACUGCUGGUGCUACUGCUACUGGUGGAAAUGGCAAUGCUGAAAGUAUUGAAAUGCAGUGA
Rasamsonia emersonii CBS 393.64 is the source of this 315-nucleotide messenger RNA. RefSeq lists its product as uncharacterized. The coding region runs from base 1 to 315 and encodes 104 amino acids. Lineage: Eukaryota; Fungi; Ascomycota; Eurotiomycetes; Eurotiales; Trichocomaceae. The record is from RefSeq and is a predicted model, not a curated record. The transcript has a single exon.